UAUUACGAAUGGUCUAAAAUAGAGAUUAUUUUGUUCUUGGCGAGUAGAGGAUCCGUCCACUAUCUUUCUCUCACCGAACCAUUUGCUCUCUUUCUCUCUCCAAUCUACUCUCUCAAUCUCGCAAAACCGAAAAAAGAAGAAUAAAAAAUUAAAAUCAAAACUAAAGUUAAAAAGAAGUCUCCAACCCAUAAAUUAUCAUAACAAUAAUAAUAAUUAAAAAAGAAGCAGCUGUUUUGGACUUCAAUUUGUUCAAAUGGAUGAACAGCCUUCUAUGAGCGAGGAUGGCGAGGACAUGGAUCAGACUGUAGACAGUUCUAAUGGUAAAGAAGUAACUACAGCUGAAGAAAGUUCUGAUAUGGAACCAUAUGUAGGUAUGGAGUUUGAAUCUGAAGAGGCUGCAAAGGUGUUCUAUGACGCAUAUGCUACACGCUUGGGAUUCAUUAUGCGUGUUGAUGCAUUUCGGCGAUCAAUGCGUGAUGGGAAGGUUGUGUGGCGUCGGCUUGUGUGCAAUAAAGAAGGCUUCCGUAAGCUAAGGCCUAGAAGAAGUGAAAAUAGGAAGCCUCGAGCAAUAACACGAGAAGGCUGUAAGGCCAUGAUUGUGGUAAAGAAAGAGAAAACAGGAAAAUGGGUUGUAACAAGAUUUGUAAAGGAGCAUAAUCAUCCACUGGUAGCUAUACCUUCUAAUGGUCGUAGAAGUGUGCUUUUAUCUCAAACUCCAGAUGAGAAAGAUGUAAAGAUUCGGGAAUUGACUGCAGAGCUACAGCGAGAGCGAAAACGAUCUGCAGCUUAUCAAGAACAACUUUACACGGUUUUGAGAGAUAUGGAGGAGCAUUCAAAUCACCUAUCAAGAAACAUUGAAGAUGUAGUUCAAAGUGUUAGAGAAAUCGAAUCAAAGAGAGUUCAAUAACUGCCCACAUUUAUCAAACUCACCAUCAUGGUAUGCAAUCACUCCUUCCAACAACUCUUCUCAGAUAUAAUGCAAGCUCUGAAGAGCGGCCUUCUUGAAGGAGUCUGAAAUGGGUAGAGUCCUUGCCAUGAGCGCAUUCAAGUCCUUCUCUAGCCUUAUUAAGGCGCACUCCUGCCGCAGAUAGCCAUGCAAUAUCACGAAGCAUGAAAUAACACCACACGAUGUCUAUCUGCAAAAUAGAGACAUUGUCAACAAGUUCAAUAGACUUAGGAUUGCAAAGAGAGAAAGCCUCCUCUCCCAUGACAGUGUAGUGGGAGCUACCUUAACUCGGGCGAGUCUGUGACUACGUUCUUCAUCAUCCAUCAAUUCCUGCUUCAAAGACUUGCCCUCCUCAAUAGAAGCACGAGUAGCAAGAAUCUUGGAGUUGUUUCGAAUACCCAAUUGGCUAAGUUUCUCACUGCCAUCGCCAUCUUUCAGGACUUCGCCGCUACAUAUUAACUUGAUCGAAUCAGUACCUGUAUUUGAUGGCUUUGAAACUCCUCUCUCAACAUAUACUAACUGUCAUUCUCCAAUUCUACCUCCACUACACCAACCCAUAUCGCUGCUACCUUUACUUUCGCCAUUGACGACAAUGUAAUGGGUUGUAUAAUAAUAUGAGAAAGAUUAAAUUUUCUUAAA
Molecule: messenger RNA, 1585 nt
Organism: Ricinus communis (castor bean)
Lineage: Eukaryota; Viridiplantae; Streptophyta; Magnoliopsida; Malpighiales; Euphorbiaceae
Product: protein FAR1-RELATED SEQUENCE 7
Exons: 5
Coding region: 254-907 (217 amino acids)
Source: RefSeq, a predicted model, not a curated record